CACGUGCGGUCUCCUACCAAUUGGAGUUCAAGUAGCUGCCGCCAUAUUGUCGCGACGAAAGGAUCAGGUUGUCAAGAAGUUAGUUGUAAUGCUAGAAAUUGUGUAAAUGUGAAGAAAAUAGAGGAGAAACUAUGGUUAAAGAACUAAGUAAUUUUAAAAAUAAGAAAUUGCAUUCUUCGAAACCCUAUGAUGUAUCCAACUCUUUUGUCAAAAAGGUUGCUUCUAGUGUAACAAACCUUCUUCCACAACCAGCAUGGCUUAGUAAAUGGUUUACUUCAUCUGUAGAGACUGAAGUACAAGAAAGGGAUGUUGUUAAUUUGAAUAAUUCUGGUUCAGAGGAUCAUGAUAAUGUCAAAGUGCACACAUCACCAAGAAAGUCAGCCAAGAUUCCAUUGAAUCAGCAGUUUCCUCCAGAUAGUUUUAAAAUAUCUCCAGUUUUUAAUGAUCAAGUAUCAAGUCAGCAGGGAGGCUCUUCAGGAAUUAUUCACGAUGACAUUUACAAAGAUGAAGCAGUAGCAGGUCCCAGUGGAAUAAAUACAAGACAUCUUGUAUCCUCCACCCCAAAUAUACAGUCAACAGCAACGCACCUGUUGGCUGGUACGGACCGGAAGAUGAAUGGAGAUGACCAAUCAGAAAGCAGUGAGUCUACAAGUGGCUGCUCAUCCUUGGUACCUCAAGCUAACCGACAGUAUCAGGCUGGUGGAAGAGUGAUAAACAGUUCAUCAGGGCGAAGGCGGAGCAUGGAUGAGAAGUUGAGCUUUACUGGUCAUCUCCAGAGCCCACGGACAUUGUUCUCUGACCGAAGCCACAGUCGUAGUCCACGGCUUACCCCAUAUGCCAACAGAAAAAGGCCAUCGUUCAAUGUAUCUUCAUUUGCCUCACCAUUUCAGGGGAAGGAUAAAUCUGCAGUUGAGAGUUGUGUUACCAGUUCACCAUUCUACGCAGGGAGGACAAUGUAUGGAGGGGCUUCUGCCUACAGGACUAAGGACAGGUCAUUUGUUCAUUGUGAGGUUGUAUCUCAGAAACGAGGUGGGGUUCAAGUGAAGCCCGUGAAUUUUGCAUCUGAUUCACUAAGCAGCAUGAGCACAACAGCUCGGCGUAUUCUUGAGGCACUAGAACAGUUUUCAACACCAGUUCUUGAUGCUAAACGCAUACCUCUGGAAUCUUCAACUCCACCACUAAGUUUGAAGCAUAAACGUAUAUACACAGGACUGCGCCCCAGUCAAGCACCUCAUACAUCAAAAUCAGCAUGUGGCCUGACUAUUCCCACUGUGCCAGACUUGUUGAAAAUGAAAUGCCGUGAGAAGUUGCAGGAUUCCUUGGAGUCUGCGCGUCUCAUUGCUGUGACAUCUUAUCCAAGCAACUUUAAUCAAGAGUAUAGACUUAGGUUUGAGGAUGGUGAGCAGAGUGGAAAACAUGUGGGAAAGAUCAGAGGCAAGGAGAAAGAAUUAGAAGAGGAAACUGUAGCAGCAGUAAAUCUCCCUAACAUUUCAUUACCACUUACAUCUCUUCCAAAGUUUGACUUUAUAGUUCCUCCAGCUUCUAGUACCCCUAAAGUCACCUGUACUUUCAAAUUUGCAUCCCCAAUCACUGUCACAGAAAAUGCAAGGACAAGUUUGCCUACAGAUACCUUUACUUUCAGUAAGCCUAUCAGUGCUGUAGGUAAUAAGAACACCACAAUGAGCAGAGAAAUGAAUGGUGUUGGUACUUUCAUUCCAGAUUUUGCUCCCAAAUUAGGUGCAAUGCAAUUCAUGUCUGGAAGUGACAAUAAAUCAGUGUCUUCUGAUGCCGGUGUGUCAUGUAAUAAUAGUCAGAGUAGUGAUGUGUGUUUUGGCACCAAAGCUGCCACAGAACUGAAAGCAGGUAGUGUGAUGGACAUUUUGGGAAAGAAGCCCAUCUCCAUUGAUAAGGAAGAAUUGAAGGAGGUUACUUCAAGUAGCAGUGUCUCUUUAGAUAAGUUCAGACCAGCCCCUGGAACUUGGGAGUGUGGGCUCUGCAUGAUCCGCAAUAAGAGCGAUGCCAUGAGGUGUAUUGCCUGUGAGACUAUCCGAACAUUUGUUGGAUCAGUGAGUUUUAAUAUGGCAGCUACGACAGCAUGUCCUGAAAUUCAAUCCAGUGCAUCAGAGGACAUGUGGGAUUGCAGUUCCUGCCAUGAACAUAAUCCAUGCUGUGUUGCAAUGUGUGGAAAGUGCUUAGUAGCAAGGACUGGACAAAGCCUGUCUCAAGCUAAAGAGCCAGACAAACCAGCAGUUUCAAUCUCUGGAUUUGGCAAUAAAUUCAAACCUGCAAGUGAUACUUGGGAAUGUAGCACAUGCUUAGUACGGAAUCCAGGCUCCACUAAUUUUUGUCAGGCCUGUGAAACCCAAGGACCAGUAUUAACUACCAAGUCAUCACCCAAGGUUGGUUUUGGAUUUGGUGACAGGUUUAAGAAACCACCAGGAGCCUGGAAUUGUCCAGAUUGCAUGGUGCAGAACAGCGCUGAUUCAUUGAAUUGUGUAGCAUGUAAGAGAGCCAAACCUGGUUCUGAGCCCGAGUCAACUGUGAAGUUUAAUUUUGGAAUUGAUAAGGCUAAUUUUUCGGUAAAGGAGUCUGACAUUUACUCUUCUUCAAACAUGCAGGGGUUCAAAUUUGGUGAAACCAAGGUGACAGCUGCAUCAGGCUUCUCUUUUGGAGUAACCCAGACCUGUGAAACAAAAGGGUUGGUAUUGGGUAGCACAUCAUCAUCUCCAUUGUCCACAACUGGUGUUUUAUUUGGAGAUGGGUUUAAGAAAUCACCAGGGACAUGGAAUUGUCCAGUUUGCAUGAUUCAGAUUAACAAUGACUCAUUAAAAUGUGUACAGUGUGAGAAAAUGAGGCCUGAUUCAAGUUCACAAUCAGCCAUAAAGUUCAGUUUUGGAAUUGAUAAGGCUGGUGUUUCACUAAAGGAGUCUGACAUUGCCUCUUCAUCAAAAAUGCAAGGUUUUAAAUUUGGUGAAACCAAGGUGACAGUUGCAUCAGACACUGUACCUAGAAUACCAGACUCAGAUAUAUCAACUGUUGUUACCACUGGUUUUAGUUUUGGAAAUUCAGCUUCUCCGCUCUCAGUGGUAAAAACUGCAGGUACAAGCUCACAUUCACAAACGGAAUUUUCUUUUGGAGUUCCACGUCCUGAAUUUCAGUCACAAGCAUCAGAUGGAGAUAAACCAUCUGGAGGUAUGCCAAAGAAAUGCCGGUCUUCUGAUACUGUUGAGGUGACUGUAAAUUCAGAUGGUGAUGCGCAUACAAAUUCAGGUUUAAGUAGAGAACCUGCAACUUCAAACUGCACACAACAAAUACAAGAUAAUUCUGACAGUAAAGACCAUGGCACAAAGAGGGUCACAUUUUCAUUUGGUGCAGCUGGUGGCACAAGUGAGAAGCCUAAUACAGCAACGAAAACAGUUGAUUGUGCAAAGCCUACUUUCAGUUUUCCUGUUUCUACUGUGGGUACAGCUUCCACAGACUUCAGCUUGAGUUCAGUUAAGCCAGUUGUUUCUACUAUUCCCAGUUUCAGUUUCACUUCAUCACAAGCUUCAUUUGGCAGCAGUACUGCCACACCUGUAACCGUGAGCAGUAUUGGUGCUUCUACUGACGUCUUAACAUCAAAUGUCACUUCUGCAGCAUCAUCAAAUUUGUUUUCUUUUGGUUCACCAAAAUCAUGUGUGGCAUUUGGAGGGUCUUCUCAGCAGUUAGCCAAUACUUCUGGAUCAGUGCCAACAUGUGGCAGUGCAUUGAAAGCUACUGCUUCUCCAGCUGCUUUCAAUUUUAUUCCUAACAUUAACAACAAAGAAUCUGUUGGAGCUACAACAUCAAGCUUUGCAUCAUUGGCAAGCACUGGAUCAAAAGCAACAUUUGGCACAUCAUUGAAAACUACUGCUGCUUCAUCUAAUUUCAGCUUUAUUGCUGAAUUUAAUAAAGCGCGCCCUGUUGUUACUGUACCAAACUUUGUAUCAGUAACAAGUGCUGCAACUGUUACAGCAUUUGGACCCUUAACCACAACUAACACUUCAUCCUCCCUGCCAAAUUUUAAUUCUGCCACAACAUCUAAUUUUGGUUUUGCAGCAAGAAGCACAUUUCCAGUAUUUGGCACACCCAGCAUAUCUACUGCAGGUACUACCAUUUUAACAUCAUCUAGUUCUAGUAUUACUUCAGCUCCACUUUUCAGUACAGGAUUUGCCUCUCUUAAUGAACAGAAGCCAUCACUGCCAGCUGUCAGUAAUUCAGCAACCAAACCUGUACCAUUUCCUUCUGCUGGACAGACAUUUUCUUUUGGUAGCCCUCAGAAUGACAAAGGAUUUGCCAGUAAUGGUGCAUUUAGUUUUGGUGCAACCUCACCACCAGGGGCAAAUUCAGGUUUUCAGUUUGUUUCAAACAAUCAGUCAGCUCCUCAGGUUGGGCCUACUUUCAGUUUUGGAUCCAAUGUAGUUACAACAUCCAGUGCUACAAUCCCAUCAUUUGGAACACAACCUGUUUGUGCCCCUGUGUUUGGGGCAGCAGCCUCAAUAUUUGGUAGCAGCAAUCCUGGCACCAACAGCACUACUAUUACCAGUGCUGCUGCUCCUGCUCCUGCUCCUACUGUCACACCUGCUACCAGCACGUCAUUCAAAUUUGGCUCCUCUAUUUCACAACCAAGUUCAAACUUGUUUGGCUUCCCUGCAAGUCAGGUCACUGGAUUGACUAAUGUUGGAGUUUCAAACUUGACCAGCCCAACACCAAACUUCAACUUCAACCAGGCACAGGUAGCUGCACAACCUUCAGCCCAGACUGCUGCACCAACAUUUGACCCUUCUGUACGGCCCAUUUUCAACUUCACCAAGGGGGAAACACCUUCAUUUACAGCUGCUGGUACUCCAGGGUCUGUACGUCGUUUCAAGAAGGCAUUAAGGAGGACACAUCCUCGAUAAGAAAGUGGAGUGUUGGAGCUGUUGACUUUUGUAUUAUAUGUAACAGAAGAUUCUAGUGAUUCACAUGUUCUUCAUAAAAAAGAUUUAUGUUAACAUCAAACUGAAAAGGUUGACUUUUAGAAUGAAAUCUCACAAUUAAAAUAUAAAAUUGAAGUAUUUGAAUUUUAGAAAAAAUUUCACAAUAAAUGAUAUAAAAUUUAAAUUAAUAAAAUGAAUGAUGAACACAGCUGAGUUGACUUAUUUAUAAUUAGUAGUACUUUUAAUCUUAACAAGGUACCAAUCAUGGAAUCAUAAACAUUUCAUUCAGAAUAACAUCGUCAUUAUAAACAUUUCGAACACACUUUGACAUGAAAUUUACGAAGUAGCUGCUAACAAAGCCAAAAGUAAAAUUCAAGAACUUUUGAAACAUGUGUGUUUUAGUGUGAAGUGACAUUGUCUUUGAGAGUAACAGUUUGUUUUCAAAGGCUCCAGGUCAGUACAUUGCUGUGGUUUCAUAUAUUGUUCCACUUAGAUCUGGUAGGAAUUGCUUCAUCCAAAUUGUGGGUAGACAGUUUACUUCAAGCAAUUGAGUAAUUAUUUAAGUAACUUAUAAAAUAUAUAAUUAAAGUGGCAUUCAGAACAUUGUAAGGAGGAGAGUAAGGGAUUUUGGUCAGGAACCUGAAUGCCAUUUUCCAUUGCUGUGGUUUAGAUGUCAUCUAUGGCCUGGUUACUCUGAUGAUAACUGUAAUAAUUUUGUUGUUUUGUGAAGAUCCUCUGAAUGUGUAUGGUUAAGUAACCAGGUGCUAGCAUAGGUUGCCUCACUUCUAGUUUGGGAUGUGUUGGCUGUGAACAUUCUCUGUGUUUUUGAGGGCUAUGUCCUCGUUCCUCAUUCCUCACAUUUUCGGUAGAAUCACAAUAAAAGUGCAUUUUCAUGUCAGAACAAUGUGUCUAUUAUUACAAUUAUGAAUGGCCUUAAAAUGAGUGCCAUUUUUUCAAGAGAAUGUUCACAGUGUUAGUGUAUAAUGAAUAUAAUUGUUUUAGCAAUCUUAUUAGUUUUGUUUGCAUUGGGAUGGAAUACAUUAGUAGCCAGACAUGGUUUUUUACACACAUGUACACAUUUGUGGCCUGGCCCACAGAAUUUGUUUUGAAUUUUUAAUAUACCACACGUAGCUGUGUGUGGUAUUGAUAUAUAAUAAAAAUAUAUGAACUAUUUCUCAUGAAAUUGCCAAAUGAUGGUAAUGGUAUGAAUUUUCUAGGAAGCUUUUCUGUGAUAUUCUUGUGGGCCAGGUCUUUAGGCACAUAUGGUCAUGUAAAUGUCUAUUUUGUGUAGAAGGCAGGCUCACUCCUCAAAAGUUCCGCCAGGAAAAGCGGAUUCCUAUUCUUUUAAUAGGUGUAUGACGUGAUGUGACUGUGUCAGAGGAUGUUGAUGAUUGUAUGCUGUGUUUUGGACAAAUAUUUACAUAUAUGACACUGUUUUUGAUUAGAAAAAUAUAUGAAAAAGGUGUGUGAAAGGAGUUAGACUGCUUUGUGUGUAAAUAUGGUAUUAAAUGUUUUUGGCUGUCAU
Molecule: messenger RNA, 6462 nt
Organism: Zootermopsis nevadensis
Lineage: Eukaryota; Metazoa; Arthropoda; Insecta; Blattodea; Termopsidae
Gene: Nup153
Product: nucleoporin 153
Biological process (GO): RNA export from nucleus; protein import into nucleus
Cellular component (GO): nuclear pore
Molecular function (GO): structural constituent of nuclear pore
Source: RefSeq, a predicted model, not a curated record